Molecule: messenger RNA, 1852 nt
Organism: Aphidius gifuensis
Lineage: Eukaryota; Metazoa; Arthropoda; Insecta; Hymenoptera; Braconidae
Product: retinol-binding protein pinta-like
Exons: 6
Coding region: 376-1278 (300 amino acids)
Cellular component (GO): membrane
Molecular function (GO): phosphatidylinositol bisphosphate binding
Source: RefSeq, a predicted model, not a curated record
AUUGUUGGCAAUGUAAACUCCACUUAAAUAAUCAUUGUUAUUAUUAACUUGAUCCAUCAAUGGUGCCACAAAAAAACACAUCAACAUGUAUACACAUGAAGCAAUUAAUUCGAAAGAUAACAAGUCAUGCCUUAGAUCAUCAUCACCAUCAACAUCAUCUAGUAAAAAUUAUGAUAUCAAAGGAUCCAACAUACUUGAAAAUAAAACAUGAGCUUUAUUGGAUCAAUCCAGGAUAAAGAUAAAUUAUUUUGACACUUUUAUGAAUACUACCUUAAACAAUAAAAUUGUACAUUGCUGAAUGCUGAUGGAAUUUCAAAGACUCAUUGUUGGUAUGGAAAUGAAAAAAAAAGGUGAAUAUCAUCAAAUUUAUUAACAAUGGCAGUACAAGCAAUAACAUUUGAAGAAGAACUUAAAAAAAAUCCUGAAUUAAAAGUUGAAGAUGUACGAAUGUUACGUGAAUGGUGUGAAAAACAGCCUCAUCUUCCAAAAAUAACUGAUUCUGAAUUAGCAUUAUUUCUUCAUAGUAAUUAUUAUCGUAUUGAACCAACAAAAACAACAAUUGAAAAUUAUUAUACCAUCAGAUCUCAUGUUCCUGAAUUUUAUAAUAAUCGUGAUCCACUUGGAUGUAAAGAACUUCGUCGUGCUUUUCAAACAGCAGCUUACAUGCCAUUAGAAGGCAAAACAGCAGAAGGAUAUUCGAUUCUUUAUGGUCGAUUAAUUGAUUUUGAUCCAUCACAUUAUGUUUACAAUGACUGCAUGAAACUUUGGAACAUGAUAACUGAUCUUUGGUUACUUGAAAAAGGCACCACAAAAGGUCAUGUAUUUGUUGUUGAUGUUAGUGGUAUUUUACUUGGUCAUGCAGGUAGAAUAAGUCCCAUGGGAAUCAAAAAAUAUUUAACAUUUUUACAAGAGGCUCUUCCAGUACGUCUAAAGGGUCUUCAUUUUACAAACUCAAUUCCAGUUAUGGAUAUUAUAUUGAAUAUGAUGAAACCUUUUAUGAAAAAAGAACUUAUGGACCUUCUCCAUGUUCAUAAAAGCAAUGAUACUCUUGCUAAAUAUUUUUCAAUUGAUCUUUUACCAAAUGAGUCUGGUGGAAAAGCUGGAUCAGUUGCUGAAUUACAUGCUAAAAAUAUAAAACAUCUUGAGGAUAAUCGUGAUUAUUUUUUGGAGGAAGAACGAGUUAAACGUGUUGAUGAAUCAUUGAGAGUUGGAAAAGGAAGAACAGCUACUGAAAUUUUUGGUGUUGAAGGCAGCUUUAAAAAACUUGAUAUUGAUUAAUAAUAUAAUUAACAAUUUAUUAAAAUUAUUUUUAUUAACAAUCAAUAAUUAUAUUUAACAAAAUGGGAAAUUAUAUUUAUUAUUAUCUUGGAUUUAAUCAUCAGGUAAAUAAAUUACAUAAUAAUAUUGUCUAUUUCAGUAUUUUUUAUUUAUUUAUUUACUGUUCAAGUAAUUUUGUUUUCGAAAAUAUUUAAUUACUAUUCAUGACACAAAAAAAAAUUAUACAAUCGUUAAAAAAAUAACUUCCGCGAUGAGAUAAUUAUUCUAAUGAAUGGUUUUUAUUUUUUUGUAUUUAAUAAAUUCAUAAAUUUAUGUGCGUUUUGGAAUAAAAAAUAUUUUAAUAAUAUAUUGAAUUGAUGUGUUCGGAUAAUUACUUUGAAUUAUUUGUAUUAAUUAUUAUUACUAGGAUGUGCCCUUUGUAAAUUGAAGUUUCGUAAUUUAAAAAUAAUACCUUCUCUGAUUUAUGAUUCCUUGAUAUAAGUCGCUCUUGUUAUUUAAAUAGUAAACUUAUUUUAAUGUUAAGUUAGUAUUCGAAAAAUUCAAUAAUACGAUAAAUAAAAUUUGGUGGACAGUU